AUGAAGAUUAUUUUGUUGUUGUUACAGGAAUACGUAUUUCGAUAUCACGGUAAAAAAAUUGGACAGCUCGAACCUCACGUUUACGCAUUGGCCGAAGCUGCUCACACAUCAUUAAAAACCUGCGAAAGAAAUCAAUCUUGCGUCAUUUCCGGUGAAAGCGGAGCUGGAAAAACAGAAACAACCAAAUUCAUUCUUCAAUAUUUGUGUUCUGUGACGAGCAAUGUUUCAACGUGGGUCGAACAUCAAAUUCUUGAAGCUAACACCAUAUUGGAAGCUUUUGGAAAUGCCAAAACCGUUCGGAACGACAAUUCCAGUAGGUUUGGAAAAUUCAUGCAAGUUUGUUUCGAUAACAAAUGGAUGAUAAAAGGUUGCAUAAUACAAGAUUACUUGUUGGAACAAUCUCGAAUAACGUUUCAAAGUCGAGGCGAAAGGAAUUAUCACGUCUUUUAUCAGUUGUUGGAAGGUGCCAAGAAUAAUCCAGAACUUACAAAACAGUUUCAUUUGAAACCUCCAAAUUUUUACAAAUAUUUAAAUCAAUCCGGGUGCGUACAGAUUGAAGGAGUUGAUGAUGCCAAAAAAUUAGACGUUUUGAGAUUAGCAUUUAAUGUUGUUCAAGUACCUGCUCAAAUGGUUGAUGGUAUUUUCGCCGUCAUUUCCGCCAUUUUAUGGCUUGGAAAUUUAGAAUUUGAGGAUGUCGACGGUGAAAAAUGUAAACUAGCAGAAGAAGAUAAGACUGUUUUGGCAACAGUGUCGGAUCUGUUAAAACUCAACGAACAAGAUUUGGCGCGAGUUGUUUUACUCAGGCAAAUAAACGUACGAGGAAACAUCACAGAAAUACCGCUUAAAUUACAAGAGGCCAAAGAAAAUAGAAAUGCCAUGGCAAAAGCUUUAUAUUCGAGAACUUUUGCUUGGCUCGUUAAUCACAUAAAUACUUGCACGAAUCCCGGACAGGAUUCUUCGAGAUUUCUAGGCGUUUUAGAUAUAUUCGGUUUCGAAAAUUUUCUAAUGAAUUCUUUCGAACAAUUGUGUAUAAAUUACACAAACGAAAAACUACACAAAUUUUUCAAUCAUUACGUAUUUGCUUUGGAACAAGAAAUUUAUCGUCAAGAAAAAAUAGAAUUUUCACAUAUACAAUUCACCGACAAUUCGUCUUGUUUAGAAUUAAUUGAAAAACCACCCAGAUGCAUAUUAAAACUAUUAACAGAACAAUGUCACAUGCCAAAAGGAUCAGAUUCAGCCUACCUAACAAAUUUACAUUCAGAAUUUGAAAGUCAUUGUUAUUAUGUGAAAGGAGAUGAUAGAAGAAAAUGGGAAACCGAAUUUGGAAUUAGACAUUAUGCUGGAACUGUGACUUACACUGUACAAGGUUUUGUUGACAAAAAUCGAGACGUUCAACAAGAUGUUUUUUUUGAUUUCAUGAGUCGAUCGACCAACGAAUUUAUUCAAGAAAUAACGGUUUAUCAAGAUUUAUUGGGAUCUACAGUUGCCAAAAUGGGGGGAACAAUGGCUAGAGGUACAACCAAAGGAAAACCCACAGUUAGUGAUACGUUCAGAUACCAAUUGCAGGCGUUGGUUGAUGUAUUACAAGCCACGAAUCCUUGGUAUGUGAGAUGCAUUAAACCAAAUAUGGAAAAAUCACCAAAUAGUUACAACGAAAAACUCGUAUUGGACCAACUUAAAUAUUUAGGAAUGUUAGAAAUAAUUAGAAUAAGAAAAGAAGGAUUUCCGGUUCAUAUGUUAUUUUCUGAUUUUGUUCAAAGAUUUAAAUGUCUUUCCAAAACGCGUCUUUCAAAUGAUCUUAAGGAAGCUACAAGUGCUAUUAUAAAUACUCAUAAUAUUAGUAAAACCGAAUGGCAAAUCGGUCAGACGAAAGUUUUUCUCAGGUUUCGCGCGUAUGAUCCUUUGGAAGACAGUCGUCAGAAAAUAUUAAAUGCAUGUGCAAUAUUGAUUCAGAGGACAUGGAAAGGAUUCGUUGUUAGAAAAAGUUUCAAACGGAAAAGAAGUGCUGUUUUAAAACUUCAACACGCAUACAGAGGAUGGAAACAAAGGAUUCAAUUUAUAAAAAUGAGAAGAGCUGCCAUCGUUAUUCAAAGUCAUUUGCGUGGAGUUUUUGCAAGAGAAGUUGCUGCCGCACUAAGAGAAAUGAGAAGAGUCGAAGAAGAAAUGAGAAAAAGGGAAAAAUUAGAAGAGGAAAGAAAGAAAAGAGAAGCGGAAGAAGAAGAAGAAAGGAAAAAGAAUUAUUUGGAAGAAUUGGAAAGAGCCACUCAAGAACAAAUAGAAGCACUAAAUCAAAUUGCAGAACAAAUAAAUCCAAAAUUAAUGUCGACCGACCAUUGUGGAGAUUCAGUCGAUUUGGAUAAUUUGUUUGCAUUUUUAUCCGAUAUGCAACCCGGAAGUCGACAUAAUAUCAUUGAAGAAAUUUCUUCUCACAUGGAAGACCUGGUCGAGGAUUUAGAUGUAGAGCUUGAAUCUGUGAUUCAACAAGAAUUGGAAGGACUUACCAAUGGGAUAUCAAAUGUUGAUGUGAGAUUGAGGAAGAAUCCAUCACUUCCUGAGCCAACAAUGCCACCACCUCCUCCUCCUUUCACCAACGGUACUGGGAAACCCUCAGCUAUCGUUAUUCCAAAAACUGGUGAAAAGUCGGGUAACGAACCGAUUUACGAAUCGGUCAUACCACGGGACGAAUCGAAUUCAUCACCUCCUCCGCUCCCGACUCCUCCUCAAAAAAUUAGACCCAAAAGCCCGAGUGUGGAUCACGUUCAAAGAAAUUCACUGGAAAGAUCUACUAGUCCUAGACCGAGACCACCGGGUUCUCCACAAUGUCAUUCACGACCCAAUUCUCGAAGUUCGUCGGGCGUACCUCAAAAUUGGAAAACUCAUAGGGAAGAAGAUUUGGAAAAAGAACAAAGGCGAAAAUUUAGAGUUGAAAAAAAAUUACAAGAAUUAGAAGAAGAUGAUAAGGAAAGAGUGGCCAAUGACGUUGACGAUUCUUAUCACGACAUUGUCGAAUUCGCUCAAAAUUUUUUCAAUGCUCACGAACGGUCGCCAGAGGGAACGAUUAUGGCGACGCUUACUCGAAAAACGAGGAAAUCCAUGGAAAUGAUGCCAAAAUACGAAAUGGUUACCUACUACAAAGGGAACACUAUUCCAAAUUCGCACAUUCACAUGUACGAUCCUGACAACGUGACAGUGGCUUGCGCCAUUUUUAGAGAUCUUUGUAAAUUUUUAAGAGGAGAACUCAAACCUGAAACUGAAGUAGCCACAAUUCAAACCAUCGUCGGCCAUGGGAUCGAACGAGAAGAACUCAGAGAUGAAAUAUUUGUACAAUGUAUUCGCCAGGUAACAAAUUGUCCUCAGACGGAAUGGAUGGAAAGAAUAUGGCUCUUGCUUUGUCUUUGCAUUGUCUCCUUUCAACCGAGCAAACAUUUAUACAAGUAUUUCGUUUGUUUUUUAAAGAAAAACCUUUCUCUCGAUGGAAAAUUGCGUCAGUAUGUACAAUGGUGUCUAGAUAAUUGUAAUAAUAACAGAGUCACGAACAGAACUUUCCCUCCAUCAGCCGUGGAAAUAUCAGCAAUGAAAAGAUUAGGAACCAUAGUCUGCAGAUUUUUUUUCCUCGACGGACGCACGAAAGCGAUUGACGUUCAUCCUACCGACACGGCUGCGGAUGCUGUCGUAAAAUUAUCCGAUAAGUUAGGAUUGAGAAAUAUUGAGGGUUGGGCCAUUUACGAGAGUAGACUCGACGGAGAGGAACACGUUAAAGCACAUGAUUAUUUGUAUGACGUCAUAGCAGCCUGGGAACAAAAACAAAACAAAGCGGGUAACAACAACAACAACAACACAUCAUUUCCAUCUUUGAGUCGUCGAGGUAAUCAGACGACGUUAAAUCCAGGAGAAAAUAGAUUUAUAUUUAAGAAAAGACUUUUCAGAAAUAGUAGAACUCUUUCUCAGGAUCCCGUUGAGAUUAACAUGCUAUAUGCUCAAGCUGUUCACAGCGUGGUUAAGGCGGAUGAUUUUCCCGUAAGUGAAAAAGUUGCUCUUCAAUUGGCCGGACUCCAGGCUCAAGUUGCUUUGGGUGAUCCUCGUCCAGAUAAUAAUAAACUGACGGACUAUUACGCCGGAGUUGAUACCUACCUGCCGUACAGAAUAUCCAAGAGCAGAGGAGAAGAUGUUUGGAUAUCCAUAAUUAGUGAGGCCCAUAGCCAAUACGGAACCGGAAGGUCAGAACUUACCGCCAAAGCUCUUUAUCUUUCUUGCGUUAUGCAAUAUCCUUUAUACGGCACAACCAUGUAUCCGGUGACUUAUAGGGGAUAUUGGUCUUACGGUAACAACUUGAUUUUAGGAGUGAAUUGUUCGGGUUUGAUGCUCAUAAAACCAGACGAUAAAUUCGUUUUGUACGAGUAUCGUUACCAGAACAUAGAGAGUAUUUUUUUAGAUCCCAGUGAUAGUUUUAUAACGAUCAAUCUCAUGCGACAAAUCCCGGAUAACACUCAUAAAUGUUUCGUUUUCGAAACGCCCUACAAAAAUGAAAUUGGGUCCCUAAUUGUGAGUUAUUGUCCGGCUUUGGCAAAUUGGAUAAUCGAAAAUGAAGCUGCCGUGAGAAAGGUCAAAGCCAUAACGAACGAAGAUAGAACGAGAUUGUAUAAUAAUUUAGUGAACGCGAGAAAAAAUUUAGUUGAAAGUGAUUUAUUAAGAAAAUCAGUCGAACCAGGUGGCGGAUUCAUUCGGAGCACGUUAAGAAGGCUAAGUAAAAGUAGAAUUGAAAAAUUAAGAGCUGAUUAUGGUGGGGAAGGUGAAGGUGUCAAAGGUUAUCCGUAUACGUUUUGGGCUUUUUCAAAACAACCUCUUACGCAGAGCUUUAGUAAAAUCCCCGAAUCCGAUGAACAAAUCGCUUUGCAAGUUUUCCAAUUAAUUUUGAAUUAUGCCGGUUUGGGGCAAAAUGGUGAUAUAAUUCGUCGAGCAGAAGAUGAACACGUCAACCUUCUACAAACCAUAAUGGAACGUUGCAUGAGAAAAGAUGUUCUUCUAAACGAACUCUAUUUGCAAUUAAUCAAACAAACCACGGAUCAUCCAGACCCUAAUUCGAGGGUUAAUUUACGUCAUUGGGCUCUCCUUUCACUUGCUUGCUCCGUGGCACUUCCUCCUCAUAAACAACUGAGAAAAUACCUCAUUGCUCAUUUGAAAAGAUGUGCGAGCGAUUGCAUCACGGAAGAGGGUAAAUACGCAAGGUUUGCUGAAAAAUGUCUUUAUAGAACGCAGGGAACUCGAAGACGACAAUGGCCUCCAUCUAAAGAAGAAAUAAUGUGCACGAUAAAUCGACGACCCAUUUAUGCGAGAUUUCAUUUAAUGGAUGGACAAUACCACGCGAUAGAAUUCCUUCCUUCUGCAACUGCCAGAGAAGUCAUGGAUGUUAUGAAAAGCAAAAUCGGUUUAAAAGAAUCUGCCAUGGGUUAUGCUAUUUACGAAGUCCUCGGCUCUUCGGAAAGAAGUUUGGUACCAGACGAAAAAGUCGCUGAUGUCAUGUCUAAAUGGGAAAGGUACAGAACAGCAACAGCCGCUCAAGCUAAUACGCCAGCCAAUGGUACCAACACAAUACAGUUAAGAGUUUCGAGAAAACAACAGCAUUUUUUCCUAUUUAAAAAACAUUUGUUUUUGGAUCAGUACAUGAAUUUAGAGGAUCCCGUUGAAAAAGAAUUGUUGUAUCAUCAAGUAUUACACGGAUUACGAUGCGAUAGGUUUCCCAUUUCCGAACAAGAAGCGGUUAUGUUGACGGCUCUUCAAGCACAAUUAGAAUUAGGGGAUUGCGGUGAUAUAUUGUUAGAUUACAGAGGCGUAGCCAGUCACUGUUUGGCUCCUCGUUUCGUUCCGAACGUGCCUCACGAAUGUGUUGCCAUGCACCAUCAAAGUUUGCACGGUAUGACGCAACCCGAAGCUAAAAAAUCAUUUUUAAAUUUGAUUCAAAGUUGGCCGCUUCAUCGAGCGACGAUAUUCGACGUCAUGCAAUCUUUCACAUCGAACUGGCCUCGCGUGCUAUGGUUGGCUGUCGAUCAAACGGGACUCCAUCUUUUAGAACAUCGUUCUAGAAAUGCUCUCGUCACAUACGAUUACGAAUCAAUUUUAAGUUAUUCUCCCGCAUUGAACUGUUUGAUGAUAGUGACCGGAAGCGAGAGAAAACAAAGUAAAGUCAUACUCACAACUUCUCAAGCAUUCCAGAUUGCAAAUUUAAUAAAGGAAUACUGCGAAGUUUUACAAGGGGGCUGUGAAAACAAAGAUAUAUUGCGAAGGAGAGACGGACAGCAACAGCAUCAGUACUCAUCGAGACCCAUGAGCAUUUUACACAAGCCUGCUCCUAUCAUUGAGCAAGCUGCCAGCUGA
Messenger RNA from Pediculus humanus corporis (human body louse), 6372 nucleotides. Its product is annotated as myosin, putative. Bases 1 to 6372 code for a protein of 2123 amino acids. The transcript has 29 exons. Lineage: Eukaryota; Metazoa; Arthropoda; Insecta; Psocodea; Pediculidae. The record is from RefSeq and is a predicted model, not a curated record. Gene Ontology annotation, cellular component: cytoskeleton; myosin complex. Gene Ontology annotation, molecular function: cytoskeletal motor activity; ATP binding; protein binding.